Molecule: messenger RNA, 2183 nt
Organism: Erigeron canadensis
Lineage: Eukaryota; Viridiplantae; Streptophyta; Magnoliopsida; Asterales; Asteraceae
Exons: 4
Coding region: 46-1914 (622 amino acids)
Molecular function (GO): oxidoreductase activity
Source: RefSeq, a predicted model, not a curated record
CAACUUCAUGUAGAACAUUCCAAUUCUUUCACUCAUCAUCAAAAAAUGCAAUUCCACCGGAAAUUCCACCACCAUCAUCACCACCACCUUCUCCGACCAUUCACCACCUCACCUUUCACCAUGUCAAUCUCUUCAUCAUCAUCAUCCCCACCACCAUCACCACAAGAAACCAAAACCCAAAACCAAAGUACACAACUAAUCCAAAAAGUCCUAACUUACCAUAACCAAACCAAACACUCUUUCACUAACUAUUCCAAAGGCCCCAAAAAUCUUGAUUGGGAAAACCAGCCAAACCCAUUCCGCCGUUACAUUUCUUCCCCAAUCCACCCUCUCAUUCACCAUAAUGAUGAUUCCCAACAUUCUCCGUUAUAUCAUUCUCUUUUCAAUUCCAUUCCAUUCCCUCCAAAACCCAUCUCCCAAAGAACCCUUUCUGAAUUCUUUUACAAUUCCCUUGCUUUGUCUGCCUGGAAAUCAACUCCCUUUUCUCAAUGGUCUCUUAGAGUUAACCCCAGCUCAGGUAAUCUACACCCAACUGAAGCUUAUAUUAUAUCCCCACCUAUUGAAUUCAUUUCUGAUUCGUCUUUUGUUGCUCAUUACGUCCCAAAGAUUCAUUCUUUAGAGAUGAGAACUCAUUUCCCAUCUGGGUUUUUAGCCAAUUUGAUACCUGAGGGUUCUUUUCUUAUUGGGUUUUCUUCCAUUUUUUGGCGGGAAUCUUGGAAGUAUGGUGAAAGAGGGUUUAGGUAUUGUAAUCAUGAUGUUGGGCACGCAAUUGGGGCGGUUGCGAUGGCGGCUGCUGGGCUUGGAUGGGAUGUGAAGUUGCUUGAUGGGUUGGGUCAUGAGGAUUUAAAGAAAGUAAUGGGGCUUGAAGUUUUUGAAGAUUUCGAAAUUCCGUCAAGAAUUGUGAAAGGUAAGUUAGAUGAGAUUGAAUUUGAACAUCCUGAUUGUUUGUUGCUUGUUUUUCCUCAUAAUAAUGAUAAUGGGGUGGGUGAGUUUGAUGUAAAUUAUAAGGAUUUGAGUUUAGCGAUUUCGGAAUUCAGUAAAUUUGAUUGGAAAGGAGAGGCUAAUUCACUUAGUAAAGAGCAUGUAUGUUGGGAUAUAAUCUACAGGACAUCUGAAGUGGUUCAAAAGCCCUUAACUUUAGAUAAAAAGUUUGAUGUUGAACCGUUUGUAAAGAGUUGGACUUGUAGUGAGGAUUCUUAUAUAGGUUUGAGUUUAAGUGAAGUUGUGAGGAAGCGUAGGAGUGCAGUUGAAAUGGAUGGAGUUACAUCAGUGGAAAGAGAUACAUUUUAUCAGAUUUUACUUCAUUGUCUUCCUUCGGGCUGUCAUGAGAAGCAAAAAAGACCUUUGGCAUUGCCUUAUCGAGCCAUGGAUUGGGAUAGUGAAGUGCAUUUUGUGCUGUUUGUGCAUAGAGUUGUUGGUUUGCCUAAAGGGUUGUAUUUUCUUGUGAGGAAUGACGAACACUUUGAUGAUCUUACGAAAGCCACAAAGUCGGAUUUUAAGUGGGAGAAACCCGAGGGUUGUCCAUCAGGGUUGCCCUUAUAUGAACUUGGGAGAGCUGAUUGUACGAAGCUCGCAAAACAUCUUUCUUGUCAUCAGGAUAUAGCGGGUGAUGGUUGCUUUAGCCUUGGUAUGGUCGCCCAUUUUGAACCAUCCUUACGGGACAAGGGUGUGUGGAUGUAUCCCCGAUUGUUUUGGGAAACAGGAAUUCUUGGUCAGGUCUUGUACCUUGAAGCACACGCGGUUGGCAUUUCAGCCACAGGCAUCGGUUGCUUUUUUGAUGAUCCAGUGCAUGAGGUUCUUGGGUUGAAAGGAUCGAACUAUCAGAGCCUUUAUCAUUUCACAGUUGGUGGACCUGUCGUUGACAAACGUAUAAUGAGCCUUCCUGCAUAUCCUGGUCCUGGUGUUGAUGCAUAACAAACUCAGUGUGCUUUAAAAGCAGCAGUAUACUUCACUCUAUAAUUUUGAUUAGAUGAGCCUAUUUACCAUCUUAUAAUUAGUUGGAUAAGAGAUUGAGAGCCAGUUUAGUGUCAUAAGGUGUAAUAUUAACUGUUUCCUAAUCUCGAUCUUGCGAGAAAUCUUCUUUAACAGGUACGAGUAAUUGUUUAUUUUAUACAAUUCAUGUGGGUUGUAUUGUAAUUAUAAGGUGUAAUCGAAAAGAUAUAGUUAAAAAGAAAGAUUCAUUC